GCAACCAGCUACGCAAGCUCACUAAAUUUACGUUUAAGUAGAGAUCAUGUUCGAACGACGAAAACGUUGUGCGACGCACGCGCUCGCGUUAGCUCGCGUAAGCGUGCCAGAAAUCCAGACGAGCAGGAAGAAAACGGCGACAUUUUGCAACGAAGCGCAGCCUCCUGAGGUCCCCAGUCCCUGACCACUCGACUCUGAGCCAUGAUAGCGACUUCUAAGAUCCGAAGACCGCCACCCCUCAUGGACUGCGAGAGGCGAAGGCUUCGUCGAGUCUCCUUCGUCGAGUCCAGCACUGAGGACGUCACUGAGUGCACGGGCGGGAUUACUUCCGAGCCGACUGUCCGGCAGGCAGAAGAGGAGCCGCGGCCAGCACUGCGGCCUCACGACGCCAGGUACGACUUCCGGUUCGGCCGCGACAACGUCGAACGCGAGCCCAACAUCGCGCCUGCGGCUACGUCGACGUCGCAUCUAUGCCAAGGGUCACAGCCCCCACAUGCGAGGGUGGUCCCGGAAGGCCCAGCGAUGCCGACCAAUUCCCACGGGCCGUCGUUGGGCAAGGCUCACGUUGACAUUUUCGACGCCGUGCCCAAGGCGUACGAGCUGCGAGACUGGCACAGAGACGAACGUGACAGCCCGGAGCAGUCGUGGCUGCAGAGUUUCGGCAUCGGGGUGCUGGUGGCCGCGCUGGUUGCCGCUGUGAUCACCCUGGCGCUGACCGCUGACAGGCCGGAGUCGGUGUAUCGGAAAGAAGCUUCGGCGUUUCCGCGUGAGGUGGAACAGAUUACCGCGCCGAUUGGCAACAGAAUUGCCGCAUCAAUUCAGGCGAACGAAGCUGCGGCCAGGAUCGGAACCAAAGUGGCGACCAGGCUUCGUGACGACACAACGGCGUCGACGUCGACCCCAGGGAAGACCGAGACGAGGACACCACCUGUUCACCGGCUGGGCAUCGAAAACGAAACGAGGCCCGCGUACCGUAGGUGCGGCCGCCGCUUCUACACGUACUGUGAGCACGGGAGACGCGAGGCCUACUACAGCGGCCGGGCUCGCUCGUGCACUUGGAGCGAGCGAGACCCCGUGCGUGUCUGCAACCGCGGCGCCAACAGGUUCCCCAACCUGGGCACUUGUCUGGACAGCUGCGCCCGCGACUCGCCACGCGAACGCUGCUUCGAGAGCGUCCUCUUCACCGACUGCUCGCGGCGAGACGUGGUCGAAGAGUGGUGGUUCUUCGACGGUGCUCGCUGCAUCCUGUGGAACUUCCCGCUGGGCGACUGCCCGUCUUCCCGUGGUGGCCGGGCGUUCAGGUCCCGCGUCCAGUGCUCCAGGAUGUGCCUGGGCUCGCGCCGUGGUCUAGAAGGUGCCUCGGCGCUUCAACGCAGCCGCUGUCGCGCCCCGGUCGCUGUCACGUGUGACAUGCGUCACAUCCGGUUCCCGUACUUCGCGGACAUGAAUGCCCAUGGCAGCGCGCGGUGCGUCAGGGCAUCGAAGCCCGCCCUGAUGAGUCGGCUUUGCCUCGUCGGGUCGAAUAGGUUCGACUCACUCUCGACCUGCAGCCAGGUGUGCGGGAGUUCACCACACUCAAGAAAGUUCUGUCGCCUGCCCCGAACCGAGCUGUACGAGUCGCCGACGGAGGAACUGUCGCUAUUGUUGGCAUGUGCUCUGCCCGACUCACCAUUGCUGAGAGACACACCAUCGUUCACUUCAUCAUCGAGCAUUGCCCUCACGAACUCAAUCUCGGUCAGGAUUUCCUCGGCAGUCAUUCUGCCCUCAUUCACUGAAUUCAGCCGGCUCACUUCACUUUGA
Messenger RNA from Dermacentor silvarum, 1800 nucleotides. RefSeq lists its product as uncharacterized. The transcript has 4 exons. The coding region runs from base 202 to 1800 and encodes 532 amino acids. Lineage: Eukaryota; Metazoa; Arthropoda; Arachnida; Ixodida; Ixodidae. The record is from RefSeq and is a predicted model, not a curated record.